This is a messenger RNA of Seriola dumerili (greater amberjack), 4467 nucleotides long. RefSeq names its product synaptonemal complex protein 2 (gene sycp2). The transcript has 41 exons. Bases 1 to 4467 code for a protein of 1488 amino acids. The record is from RefSeq and is a predicted model, not a curated record. NCBI's taxonomy places the organism in Eukaryota, Metazoa, Chordata, Actinopteri, Carangiformes, Carangidae.
AUGGCACCGGGUCAGGACACACAGCUGGAGAAAGUCAUCGAUGAGGUGUUAAAGAGUGGGGAUGUCCACGCACUGGAUGUAUUCUUGCAAAGGGACAUAUAUGAAGUGACCCUCAUGAAAUGUUCCAAACAGUUUCUCUCCAAAUUGGAUAAACUUGUCUGCAGGUGCUUGGAUCAGAAAGAUUCCAAAUCAGCCAGUUUGGGUCUUACUGUGGUCUACAAAUGUGGGGAAAAACUGAAACUACCUGGCGUCGGUCAAGGGCUGUCAGGAGUAAUAUGUCAAGGCCUGAUCCAGAAGAUGGUGCAGUGGUUCGAGAAAUGUAGGAAACUGUGGAUCCAGUGUGGCCCGCAGUGGAAUGAGCCUUUGUACAACCUUUCUGAGGACUUCUUUGAUGCCCUAACGGUUGUUCAUGAAGCAUGCAAAGAGGGAACAUACAAAAUCACAGAAUCCUUCCUGUAUGCUCUUGGUCAAUUGGGAGUGGACCCCAGAAUCUACAUCCUGAUCCGGAAAGAGGCAAUUCGUAAAUUCAACUUAAUUCUGGACAAAAUCCCAACGGAGCUUAAGAAAGAGAGGAAGAUCCUAACAUCACAGGAGGCCUCAGACAUCAUGAUCAAAGUGGCUGGUCAGAUAUUGGAGGGUGGUGAUUAUGACUUGCAGACAGCCCUGAUGGAAGCACUGUGCAGAAUGGCCACUCCUGACCAAAGGAAGGAGAUGGCAGAUCGGUGGUUCAGCAUGGAGCAUGUGGCCAGUGCCUUUGCCAAGAUCCGUGAUGCAGAGUUUGAGACGGAUUGUCGCAAGUUUCUGAACUUGGUGAAUGGGAUGCAGGGAGACAGGAGGAGAGUCUAUUCCUACCCUUGUUUGGAGGUUUAUCUGGACAAGUAUGAGCUGCUGAUGCCAGCGGAUGAGAAGCUGGACGAAUUCUGGAUCGACUUCAACCUUGGCAGCCACAGCAUCUCCUUUUACUUCUCUUUGGCUGAUGGAGAGAUGCAGGAGGGACAGUGGGAAACAAUAUGUAUCAGUGAGAAUGAAGUCCAAAGUUACACUGUGACAGAGGAGGGCAAGAGAAAGGUAUUGCAAUUAAAACUGUCCGAGGUGGUGGUCGUUGGUGGAGUCGAAGGAUCGAAUCUUACCAUCCACUUCAGCUCCUCCCUGGACAUCCUGCAGGCUGCUCGUAGUGUCUACGGACACAGCAAAAACAAAGGCUUUGUAGGAAAGAUGGGCACAUCUGUGGUGAAGACUACAGUUAAAAUCAUAAUGGAAGAGAACAACUCCCAGGUUGUUCCAGAGAGCCAGGUCUCCCUUGGUGAAAGUGAGAAGAAUACAGUCCCGUACCUUUUACCUGCAUCGUCUGCACAUAUACAGAUGGUGACUCCAGCCAGGAUGAGGAUUUCAGAGUCCACCACCUUCAUCAGCAAUAGUGCAGGAGGAAGUGUACAUAGUGCCAGUUCCCUCUCUGCUGUAAAGCCAUCAAACACUCCAGCAAACAGUAAAGGGAAACCAUGUCUGGAGAUGGUUCGUUUAUGUGAUAGGAAAGGUGAAUUUUGUGCGGGAGAACAAAGGACGACUGCUAAGACCUGCAGUAAUGGCACAGCACCCAGAAGCACAAUAGCCGGUGGCAUGAUAGAAAAGAGUGAUAUGUCUCUACAGGGCUUGGCUUCCAAACAGGCCAAUAAGAACAAGCUUGAUAAAUACAAAAAGAAUAUACCGCUGGCAAAAGCAGUAGAUAUGGUUCUAGCUGGACAGGGAGAAGAGCAGCCUCUGGAGGAUAAUUUUGUGCCUGACACCCAACCCAGACCUGUGAAAAACAUGUCUUUUAACUGGAACAAACUGUCAGUGUCUGAAAUGGUAACAAUGCCCACACAGAAAAUAAAUACUGUGUCAAGACCUGAGUCUCAUUCUAACUCGGCACAACAGCAGGAGCACCCAACCUUAGCACUGAGAUUGUCAGUUCCAGGCUCAGGCCCUAUCAACCAUAAGCAGCUCCAUACUGAACUCACCCAGCGCCUGCAGCAGGUCCUCAUUGAGAAGAACCAAGAUCAUGCACCUCAAGAGCCAGCUGCAACCCAGAGAAAAAUGUCUGGUACCAGAGGGGACUCAAAAGGCAGAGGCUCCGCAGACCAGUGUGCUUCUACUUUGGGUACUUCCAACAAGCAGCAGGCCCAGAGAAAUGGCUUGGCCAAAGGGAAUAGCAAAGGCCGGAUGUCACUGAAAGCAGAUGUUAAUCUAAACAAAGCUCCAGUCAAGGCUCCCACAACCGUGGCUCUGCAGGAGAAAAUACAACCCAACGUUAAGGCUCAAACUAACAGGGCCCUUUCAAGCAAAGAGAAGAGCGAUGCAAAGGUUGCAGAAAGCAUGGUGAAGCUCAUCUCUAGCCAUUAUGAGAUUAACAACAUCAAUCAGAGCUGGACUCCUCUUCAUAUCAACAAGCCACUCUUCAAUAUGAGCUGGUUAUCAACUGCCAAAGGAAAGGAUAAAGCCUUCCCUAACACUUCUUCCAUAUCGAACAGCGGCAUCCAUGAGUCCUCAGGACUCCACAACACAACCGAGAAAGGACAACCUAUGACAAAAGAGAAGCGGUAUGUGAAAAAGCAUUUGUUCAGUGACACAGAUACAGACUAUGCCAUGACAGAAGUCAGCUGGCUGAGGGAGUCGAGCAGGAAACCCAAACCCAAAGUUACCAAAUACUCAAGGCAGGCACCCAUCAAGCCUAAAGCUGAGUCACCUCAUACUUCAUAUGAUAUCGCAGAUUUACCACCACCCUCCCCAAAACAUGUAAAGGGCAAUACCAAACCCAAUAAAAAGAAGCACAAUGUGAAGGAGAGAGUGGUGCAGCCAAAGAAGACAGUGAAGCCAGCAGCAGCACCCAGCAGACCACAUGCAGCAGGCGGGAGGCCCAAGAGAGCUGUACACACCUCUACCAAGAGCUACAGGGAGCCAGAUACAGAUGACAGCCAGUCAGAAUCAGCUACGCCUGUUGUUCCCAAGCAGCAGAGGCCUGAGAAUGUUCUUCAAGAAACUUCGAAGUUACAUAAGAAAAAUGUCAUCCCUGUCCUAGAAGAGAUGAAUGCAUUGAAGGAUUCUUGGGCAGCCCGCCAGACCUCGUUCUCUCCGUCGCCUCCUUUCGUCGAGAAGAUGAGAUCUGCCGAGAGGUCAGCCCCAAUCUUGGGUUUGACCUGCUCCCCUCUCCUCACCCCGCGGGGAUCCCCACUCCCUGCCUCCCCUGACUCUGCCUGCCAGGACACCCCCUCACCAAUCCUGCUGCUACCCAAACCUCACUCUACAGUCAGCAGUAAAGGAAACUUCAAGCCCUCCUCUUCCUACAGUGCAGAAAAGAAGUUCAGCACAUCCAAGACUCAGUCCAUCCAGUCUGCCCUGUCUCUCUCUUCACUGAGAGGUCAAACCCCUGCACCCCAUCCUCCCAUUGGACUGAGUGCAGCAGAGAUAAGUCCAGUUCAGCAGCAUCUAUCUCCAGCACCUCGAUCUCCUUUGUCUCUGUCCCUGCCCCUGUUGACAUCCACACUCCUUGAUCUCGACAAGCAGUCCAUGCCUUCUCCUCCUCAAUCUCCAUUCCCUGAAGACACUAUCAACCAUGACCACCUUUAUGGCUUUAGUAAAGUGUCUUCAGUAUCCCAGGUUUCACUGAGCCAAUCAUCCACUAAGUCAUCCGUGCUCAGCCGCAGAGUUAAGGACUGCCCCAGACCCAGUCGCAAGCGCCACAUCACCUCAACCAGUGAGUCCGAGGAAGAUGAGAAGGAAGAUAGGAAGGAAAGCAAGAUGAGAGGACAGCGUUCUCCUCGGAUGAAGCCAAGGAAGUUGUUCAAGUCCUUUGCUGAAGUGUCUGCUGUAGGUGAGGUGAGCCAGGUCAUGUCUUCUUCCCACACGGUGAGCUCCAGUCACUGGGAGGCUGAAGUGAGGGGUGGAGACAUGGACAUGGAUGAGGAUUUGGAGUUGCCAGGAUCUGACUUAAACCCGAGUGACCUGUGCCAGCAAUUCAGCUCUGACCUAAAGAAGAAGUUCCAGAAUCGUUACAAGACGAUGGAGUUUUACAACAAACAGUCCUUGAAAACCGUCCAGCAACAUGUCUCCUCUCUCAACAUGCAAGUCACCAAAUACAGGACUCAGAGGCUUGCACAGGUUCAGAAGGCCCUCUUGCAAGAAAUCGACAAACUGGAGCAGGAUGACACUGUUCUGAAAAGAAUGGAGAAAGACCUGACUAUUCACUGGAAAAAACAGACUGUGGCUUUCCGGUCUUACCAGGAGCAAGGAACCAAGAGAAAUGAGACCCUGAAGAAAGCCCUCCAUAGUAACGUGUGUCACAGCUUGGAGUAUGAGCAGAGAAUAUUCACAUCCAAGAUGUGCCUGAUAAGAAAAGAUAUGAAGUCAGUCCAGGACAGACUCCUCAGUGAGAUGCAAGACGGAGAGAUACAGAGCGUGAAGAGAGGGCUGCAUGCUUUGUUUUUUCCCUGA